Molecule: messenger RNA, 4581 nt
Organism: Lucilia cuprina (Australian sheep blowfly)
Lineage: Eukaryota; Metazoa; Arthropoda; Insecta; Diptera; Calliphoridae
Gene: Ptp4E
Product: tyrosine-protein phosphatase 10D
Exons: 10
Biological process (GO): protein dephosphorylation
Molecular function (GO): protein tyrosine phosphatase activity; protein binding
Source: RefSeq, a predicted model, not a curated record
UUUCCAGCACCCGAUCCACCCUCAAAUCUAUCCGUACAGGUGCGUAGCAGUAAAAAUGCUAUUAUCCAAUGGUCACCACCAACUCAGGGAAACUAUACAGCAUUUAAAAUAAAAGUUCUGGGUUUAUCUGAAGCUUCCAGCUCGUAUAAUAAAGUAUUCCAUGUUAAUGAUUCAACAUUCCAACAUAGUGCUAAAGAAUUAACGCCCGGUGCCACAUAUCAGGUGCAAGCCUAUACCAUUUACGAUGGCAAAGAAUCGGUUGCCUAUACAAGUCGAAAUUUUACCACAAUACGGAGAACCAGACAUAAAGAUUUACUGGAUAUUAAAAUUCUAAGAGAACCCAAUACACCGGGUAAAUUUAUCGUUUGGUUUCGUAAUGAAACCACAUUGCUCGUCCUUUGGCAGCCACCAUAUCCUGCUGGCAUUUAUACACAUUAUAAAGUAUCUAUAGAACCGCCAGAUGCUUUGGAAAGUGUUUUAUAUGUGGAGAAAGAGGGUGAACCACCAGGUCCGGCUCAGGCAGCAUUUAAGGGUUUAGUACCUGGUCGAGCCUAUAAUAUAUCGGUGCAAACUAUGUCUGAAGAUGAGAUAUCAUUACCCACCACCGCUCAAUAUCGUACAGUGCCAUUGCGACCGUUAAACGUUACAUUUGAUAAGGACUAUAUAACUUCAAAUUCAUUUCGGGUGCUGUGGGAGGCUCCGAAGGGAGUGUCAGAGUUUGAUAAAUAUCAGGUAUCAUAUGCCGCAUCAAGACGUCAACCUACUGUCACCAGAUCCGAUGAUCCUAUAGCAUAUUUUGAUUUUCGUGAUAUACCCGAACCGGGUAAAACUUUUAGUGUUAUAGUCAAAACAGUAUCGGGUAAAGUUACCUCCUGGCCCGCAACCGGAGACGUUACCCUACGUCCCCUACCCGUUAGAAACUUACGUUCAUUUUCGGAUGAUAAAAGUAAUAAUAUGAUUAUAACCUGGGAACCAGAUCCAGCCUCAACACAAGAUGAAUAUCGUAUUGUUUAUCAUGAAUUGGAGACAUUUAAUGGUGAUACCAGCACCCUAUCCACCGAUAGAACUAGAUUUAGUUUAGAGUCUCUCCUACCAGGACGUAAUUAUUCCGUUUCUGUUCAGGCGCUAUCAAAGAAAAUGGAAUCGAAUGAAACCACCAUAUAUGUAGUGACUAGACCUUCUUCACCCAUUAUUGAGGAUUUGAAAUCUAUUAAAAUGGGUCUUAAUAUCAGCUGGAAGAGUGAUGUUAAUUCCAAACAGGAACAGUAUGAGGUCUUAUACUCACGAAAUGGCACCUCAGAAGUACGUACCGUUUUUACCAAAGAGUCGCGUUUAGUUAUUAAAAAUCUACAUCCCGGUGCUGGUUAUGAGGUUAAGGUGUUUGCUGUUAGUCAUAAUUUAAGAAGCGAACCCCAUGCCUAUUUCCAGGCAGUAUAUCCCAAUCCACCUAGAAAUUUAACUAUAGAAACUGUGCGCAGUAAUUCCGUUUUGGCUCAUUGGUCUCCACCUGAAAAUAGUGAUUUCACCGAAUACACCAUACGCUAUCGCACUGAAUCGGAACAACAAUGGGUACGUUUACCAAGUGUACGCUCUACUGAGGCCGAAAUUACCGAUAUGACGAAAGGCGAAAAGUAUACGAUACAAGUGAAUAGUGUUAGUUUUACUGUGGAAAGUCCCACACCACAAGAAGUCAAUACCACUGUUCCUCCAAAUCCCGUAUCGAAUAUUAUACCUUUGGUAGAUUCGCGUAAUAUUACUUUGGAAUGGCCUAAGCCAGAAGGAAGAGUAGAGUCGUAUAUACUUAAAUGGUGGCCCACCGAUAAUCCAUCAAAGACUCAAACUAAAAAUGUCUCCGAAAAUAAAUCAGCCGACGAUAUUUCCACCGUUCGCGUUCUCAUUGGCGAUCUUAUGCCGGGUGUGCAAUACAAAUUCGAUAUACAAACCACUUCUUAUGGCAUUUAUUCGGGCACAACCCAUCUAUCCACACGCACCAUGCCGCUUAUACAAUCCGAAGUUGUUGUAGUCAAUGAUAAGCAAGAAGAUGAACGUGAUACCAUCACCUUGUCCUACACCCCAACACCGCAAUCUUCUUCGAAAUUCGAUAUCUAUCGUUUCUCAUUGGGCGACCAAGAAAUUAAAGAUAAAGAGAAAUUGGCCAAUGAUACAGAUCGCAAGGUAACGUUUACAGGUUUAGUUCCAGGACGUCUUUAUAAUAUCACCGUAUGGACUGUUAGUGGUGGAGUGUCCAGUUUACCCAUCCAACGUCAAGAUAGAUUGUUCCCCGAACCUAUAACCAUGUUACAUGCUACAAAUAUUACCGAUACCGAGAUUUCUUUGAAAUGGGAUAUACCUAAGGGUGAAUUUAAUGAUUUCGAUGUGCAAUAUCUAACGGCAGAUAAUAUUUUGGCCCAAAAUAUAACCACCAAGAAUGAAAUUACCAUUACUGAUCUUAAGCCCCAUCGUAAUUAUACUUUUACGGUGGUUGUGAGAUCUGGAACGGAAUCUUCUGUAUUACGUAGCAGUUCUCCUUUAUCGGCUAGUUUUAGCACUAAUGAAGCUAUACCUGGCAAAGUUGAACGCUUCCAUCCUAUUAAUGUGGAGCCUAGUGAAGUGGUGUUCGAAUGGUUGUUGCCACAAAGUGAAGCCAAUGGCAUUAUAAGACAAUUCUCCAUAACUUAUAUGAAUGUUAAUAAUAUGACGGAAAGAAAUACUUUGGAUUUCGAUUCAUCGGAUUCAAAGGGUUCCAUAAAGAAUCUUAAACCGGGAGAAACAUAUGUUUUUAAAAUACAAGCUAAAACUUCUAUAGGUUAUGGACCCGAAAGGGAAUAUAAACAAACUAUGCCUAUAUUAGCACCACCCCGACCAGCCACCCAAGUGGUACCCACCGAAGUUUAUCGUAGUUCUUCAACCAUACAAAUACGUUUUAGAAAAAAUUAUUUCUCAGAUCAAAAUGGACCGGUUCGCAUGUAUACCAUUAUUGUGGCCGAGGAUGAUACGAAGAAUGCUUCCGGUUUGGAAAUGCCCAGUUGGCAUGAUGUCCAGUCUUAUAGUGUUUGGCUACCUUAUCAAGCUGUCGAACCUUAUUAUCCCUUUGAAAAUCGUUCGGUAGAAGAUUUUACCAUAGGUACCGAGAAUUGUGAUAAUCGCAAGAGCGGCUAUUGCAAUGGUCCUUUGAAAUCGGGUACUACAUAUCGUGUUAAAGUUCGUGCCUUUACAGCUCCCGAUAAGUUUACCGAUACUGCUUACAGUUUUCCAAUACAAACUGAUCAAGACAAUACCUCACUAAUUGUUGCUGUAACCGUUCCCCUAACAAUUAUUUUGAUACUUCUCGUAACGCUGGUAUUCUAUAAGCGACGACGUAAUAAUUGCCGCAAAACAACUAAAGAUUCUCGAGCCAAUGACAAUAUGUCACUGCCGGACAGUGUGAUAGAACAAAAUCGUCCGAUAUUAAUAAAAAACUUUGCCGAACAUUAUCGCAUGAUGUCGGCCGAUUCAGAUUUUCGAUUUUCCGAAGAGUUUGAUGAACUCAAACAUGUGGGUCGUGAUCAACCCUGUACAUUUGCCGAUCUACCCUGUAAUCGUCCCAAAAAUCGUUUUACCAAUAUUUUGCCAUACGAUCACUCACGUUUCAAACUACAGCCCGUCGAUGAUGAUGAGGGUUCAGACUAUAUAAAUGCUAAUUAUGUGCCCGGCCAUAAUAGUCCUAGAGAAUUUAUAGUGACACAGGGUCCUCUACACUCGACACGUGAUGAUUUCUGGCGCAUGUGUUGGGAGAGUAAUUCACGCGCCAUUGUUAUGUUGACCAGAUGUUUUGAAAAGGGUCGUGAGAAAUGUGAUCAAUAUUGGCCAAAUGAUACCGUACCAGUAUUCUAUGGUGAUAUAAAAGUUCAAAUAUUAAAUGAUAGUCAUUAUCCAGAUUGGAUUAUGACUGAGUUUAUGGUGUGCAGGGGCAGUGAACAAAGAAUUGUGCGCCAUUUUCAUUUCACCACCUGGCCCGAUUUUGGUGUACCAAAUCCUCCACAAACUUUAGUGCGUUUUGUUAGAGCCUUCCGCGAUCGUAUUGGUACCGAACAGCGUCCCAUUGUUGUACAUUGCAGUGCUGGUGUUGGCCGUUCGGGUACUUUUAUUACUUUAGAUCGUAUUCUACUACAAAUCAAUACCUCCGAUUUUGUCGAUAUCUUUGGCAUUGUUUAUGCCAUGAGAAAAGAACGUGUUUGGAUGGUACAAACGGAACAGCAGUAUAUUUGUAUACAUCAAUGUCUGUUGGCUGUGUUAGAGGGUAAAGAAAAUAUUGUGGGUCCACCACGAGAAAUACAUGAUAAUGAAGGCUAUGAAGGCCAACAACCUCAAUACGAUGAAAAUGGUGAAAUAAUAGCCACCAUCGAGGGACACAAUGAAAUAAUGCAUGACACUCUACAGCCCGAAGAUGCUGAGGCCAUCGAUCAUGAAAAUGCCGCCAUUAUACACGAUGAUCAACAGCCUCUAACGGGUUUUGGAGGUGCAGCCGUACAUAGUACUUCGAUGACAUCAUUCGGUGGUAAUGUUGCCCAAGUCUAUAAUACCGAUUCGAUGGACAGAUGA